Molecule: messenger RNA, 2514 nt
Organism: Bombus pascuorum
Lineage: Eukaryota; Metazoa; Arthropoda; Insecta; Hymenoptera; Apidae
Product: cytochrome P450 6a2-like
Exons: 5
Coding region: 496-2007 (503 amino acids)
Molecular function (GO): heme binding; oxidoreductase activity, acting on paired donors, with incorporation or reduction of molecular oxygen; iron ion binding
Source: RefSeq, a predicted model, not a curated record
AUAAAGGAGGAGGUUCUCAUUGUUUUAUCUAAUUCAUGACUCGUAGUAAUUUUUUGUUAUUUGUAAAUUGCUGUCGUCAAAUUUAGCGUCAUUUGCUUAAAACAUUUUUUUUUAUUCUCUAUAAACUAGAGAGUUAAAAUGAUUUAAUUUGCUCGAUAUAUGGGUAGUACCUCGAUUAUUCAAACAUUUUUCGCGCCGGUCGACGUCUGAUUUAUUCUACUAUCUGUCUGAUCUCAUUUUCUCAAACAUAAAUACUCUUCGUUCGCACUUAUCUUAAAGAGCUAUUUAUCUACUUGACUACAAAAAAAAAAAAUAAUUUUUCAUACAUGUAAAUGUUACUUAUUAUAUCAAGUCUAAUAACAGUUAUCUAUUUUACAAAACUUAAUACACAGUAUCAUACAUAUUCGAUAUAAAAUAAUAUAAUAAUCGUUAGAAAUCUUCAACGUAACAUCUUUAAAAUAGUUUGCAAUUACCGAUUUCAGAUCAUCGAGCAAAAUGAUGAACUAUUUCGAGUUUCUAUGCGGCAUAACCGCAUUACUUCUUGCUUUCUACUAUUAUGCCACACUGACUUUCAAUUUCUGGAAAAGUCGCGGAGUAGUUGGGCCACAACCUCUACCAUUCCUUGGUAACACCAAUGAACUUAUGUUCGCGAGAAAAUCAUUGCCUCGUUAUCUCAAGGAAAUUUACGAUACCUAUAAAAACGAACCAAUGGUUGGUUUGUUCAUGAGAAGAUCGCCUCUGCUUGUUGUGCAAGAUCCAGAAUUCAUCAAGGACGUUUUAAUCAGGGACUUCGCCAAAUUUGCGGAUCGAGGAUUCAAUGUUUAUGAAAGGACGGAACCGCUAUCUCAAAGUAUCUUCAACUUAGAAUCAGAAAAAUGGCGACCAUUGAGAACUAUGUUUUCGCCGCUAUUCACAGUUGGCAAGUUACGAGAAAUGUUUUACCUUAUAAUCGAGUGCUCGCAGCACUUAGAGAAAUAUUUGGGCAAGCGUGUGGAGAAAGGGGAGCCCAUUGAAUGUUGCGAGGUAACGGCAAAAUUCACUACAGACGUAAUUGGCACUUGCGUCUUUGGUAUCGAGAUGAGCGCAAUGGUGGACGAAGACAGCGAAUUCCGUAAAAUGGGCAGGGGAUUAUUCGCUGUGAAUCUGGAAAACGUCGCACGACACAAGAUGAAAUUAUUCAUGCCAAAGCUGUACCGUUUGCUCGGUUAUAUAAUACCCGAUCGAAAGUUUGCACCGUUCUUUACAAAAAUUGUGACUGACACUAUAAAGUACAGAAAGGAGAACAACAUCUUUAGGCCAGACGUCAUCAACAUGCUGAUGGAGGUACAGAGACAUCCGGAGAAGUUUGAAAACAUCGAAUUGACAGAUUCGCUACUCACAGCGCAGGCAUUCAUAUUCUUCGCAGCGGGUUUUGAAACUUCCUCUAUGACUAUGAGCAACGCUCUUUACGAAUUAGCUUUGAAUCAAGACAUACAAGACAAGCUUCGAGAGGAAAUCAGAGAGCAUUGUUGCAAGAAUGAUGAAGAGUUGAAAUUCGAAGAUAUGAAAGAAAUGCAAUAUUUGGAGAAAAUAUUCAAAGAAACGUUGAGAAUGUAUCCACCGGGAGCAUUCUUAUCGCGGAGAACGAAAUCGAGCUACACCUUUAAUAAUACGAAAGUUACGAUACCACAGGGAACACUUGUAUGGAUACCAGUGUUUGCGAUUCAUCGUGACCCAGAUAUUUAUCCGAAUCCUGAUACAUUUGAUCCAGAAAGGUUCAAUGAAGACGCCAUGGCUGCCCGACACCCCAUGCAUUAUUUACCAUUUGGCGAUGGUCCAAGGAAUUGCAUUGGUGCACGUUUCGCAAACUAUGAAACCAAAGUUGGACUAAUUACGAUUCUUCGUAACCACAAGGUAGAAGUCUGCGAUAAGACAAUAAUUCCCUACAAAUUUGAUCCAGGUGCAUUUGUGUCAGCACCAAAAGGAGGAAUAUAUUUGAAGAUAACGAAAAUACAAAGCGAGUGCUGAAAAAUUCUGUUGAAUAAUUUUUAGAUCUGCUCAAGCAACGUAUAUUUAUGUAAAUUUCGCAAAAAACUACUUCGUGUUACGGAUAUGCAAAUAGUCGUUUCUAGUCAAAAGACAUAGAUAUGCGUAUUCUUGUUAUUUAGAUUACAAUCGUCGUUCUAGUAAUCUGUUUAUUCCAGUAACGUAUAAAUUUUCAUCUCUUUAUUGUAAAUUUAAACAUCAUUUUAUAUAUCCAUAUUUUGUCCAUUGUUUCAUACUUAACCAUAAAGUAGGAUUAGAAUUAAAUAACUUAUACCGUUAUUGAUGUAAAUGAAAACUGUAAUCUGAAAAAUUUGCGAGAUUUGUGAUUAAUAAACAAAAUAAGUGUUUUUGCCUAUUUUAGAGAAUUUCUAAAAAUUUGAAACAUGUAAAUCAAUAAUUGAUCUUGAAAAUUAUUUGGUAAAUAUCGAUAUCUUACCCAUUUCAGCUAUUUCGAUGAUCUUUGAGCGUGUUGAAGAAAUUUUGAUAAAG